Messenger RNA from Solea senegalensis (Senegalese sole), 1028 nucleotides. RefSeq names its product protein NCBP2AS2 (gene ncbp2as2). The transcript is spliced from 2 exons. The coding region runs from base 167 to 472 and encodes 101 amino acids. NCBI's taxonomy places the organism in Eukaryota, Metazoa, Chordata, Actinopteri, Pleuronectiformes, Soleidae. The record is from RefSeq and is a predicted model, not a curated record.
ACUAUUGGCAUCGGGUUCGCUCUCGAACGUUAAGCUAACUUCAACCAGGCUCUGACAUCCGGUAGAAGCUGACGGUCAUCUACUCCAGCUAAGGGCUGAACUUCAUUCACUUUGGACGGGAAUGUUAGGUUUGCCGGUGCGGCUAACCCAGUAAACAUUCGACAGAAUGCUCUCUCGUAUGUUGUUCACGCUCAUCAACAACCUCCGCGUCGUCGAGAAGUUGGCGGAGUCUCGUCCGAUUCGCAGGGCGGCACAGCUCACGGCUUAUGCCAUCACCAAGGCCCAGAUAGCCGGCCGGGACGCUUCGGGGCGGGUUAUGCGGUCCCAGACAAUGCGACAGGUCCGAGACGAGGCGGGCAAAGUCCCCAGUGACCUGGGUGAGGUGGGCAUCCGGCUCAGGAGAGUCAAAGAUACGUUUGUGAACGAGGUGAAGGAGGGAUGGAAGGAUGGCUCCAGACAGAUAAAGAAAUGACGAAGACAGCCUUGAUGCAGGAUGUUCAAGUGACUUGGCGCAAAACUGACAAUAUUCAAUGUUUUUUUUCUUACUUGUAUUGAAAAUAUAAACAGCAGAAACGAGAACAACAACAACAAUUAAAGAGUUUGGUUGGGAGUGAUGUUGGUCAUUUAUGGCCAGAUCACAUGUGUUAAACAUUGAGUACCUAAGUCAAUUCACUGUAGUGACAUUUCUGAAAACACAUGGACAUUUGCGUGUUUCGUUUUCCAGAAAAACAGAUGUAAAGGAACUAAGGUUACGUGCACACCACUACAGUCAACUCCAAAGACCUCAGGAACUGCACUUUAACAGCUUCAUGUGAACCAAUAAUAAAAACCACACAGUGGUAUCCUGAUAACAAAAUAAAUCGAUAUUUUUCUUUCUUUCUUUCAAAGACACUGAUCCUACUGGAGACAUUUUGACAUGAAGUUGUCAGUGGACAUUCUAUGUGUAUUUAGGUGGAUUUGGUAUGUGUGACAAUAAAUGAAUAAUUUCACACCAAUUGUACAAAUAAAGAUGGAUUAUAACACAUGAA